Messenger RNA from Oreochromis niloticus (Nile tilapia), 1488 nucleotides. RefSeq lists its product as uncharacterized. The record is from RefSeq and is a predicted model, not a curated record. Bases 202 to 1143 code for a protein of 313 amino acids. NCBI's taxonomy places the organism in Eukaryota, Metazoa, Chordata, Actinopteri, Cichliformes, Cichlidae. The transcript has 2 exons.
UAUCGAUCCAUCUGUUGUACAGAGGCACAAGUAAGAUUUGUUUUGUUACAAGGGAGUAUCAUGAAGUGGCUUGGAAAUGGUAAUUGUUUGUCUUUCUAAAGUCCUCAUUUUAAUUUUUUGUAUUUGUUCCUUUUCUGGCAGAUUUUCUUCCCCUUAUGUGUUAUUGUUUAUUCAAGGAAACGGUGUUAUUUUGAUUGAAGAAUGGCAGAGCAGCUGAAGCUGAGAGUCAUCGUGGCAGAUGAUGAUUUUAGGAGACUUGACGUUCCAUCUGGGAUGCCAAGAACUUUGACUGAUCUUCAGAGCACAAUUCGCCAAGCAUUUGGAAUUGAAAGAGACUUUCGUAUUCAAUUCAUGGAUCCUGACUUCAACAAUGAGUUUAUGAACAUAACAUCAAUGCAAGACAUUCAAGACCGAAGUACAAUCAAACUUGUGUACAUGGCAAAUCUGGAUUCAAGUGCAUCUUUGUCAAAGCAGUAUCCCACAUGCAGUCUUGACUCCUCUGCAAGUCCAGAAAGUAUUCAAAGAAACUCCAGUCUCUCAUCGUCUUCAUCCAACUCAGACAGCACCAUAAUUCUACCACAGUCAGACAGUGAGCUGAGAUCAUGUGCAUGGCCUCGCGAGUUUACUAUUCCUCGAUUUUCAUUCAAUGUAGAGGUGCAACUUCAGCGUGGAAAUGAGACCUUCAGAGAAACUGGAACUCGGCUCAAGAUUACUCCAGGUGUUAAAUCUGACAUCUUAGAGAAGCUAGCUGAGGCGAUUUUUCAGUUUACUGCUUAUCCUCAAAAUUACCAAAUAGAUGAAGUUGCAGGGGCACUGAUCAAAAAAUUUCCUUGUCUGCGAGAGCCAUCUGCCACAGGUUACUAUGGCUGGAUGAUUAGCCUGAAAUAUAAGAUGGCUAAUUGCAGGACAAAGAUGCGCAACAUUGGCUGUCCUGAAGUGACUAUAAAUGCUUUGAAAAACAAAUCCAGUGAUGAUUGCCUCCCAGCCAAAAAUGUUAAGAAACCUAAAAAGGCUGAGGUCAAUUUUUGUCCAUUACACCCAGCUGGCGAAACGGAUGACAGUCUAGAAAACAUCAGGGUUGAGCUUUUGACCGACGUCAGACGAAGAAACAGUGCCUCAGAUGUAAGACAGAAGAUGUCAUGAACAUUUUCCUACCGUAGACAAGAGGUGGUGCAGGGAAGUCCAACUGCUGGGGAGUUUAAAGCUAGGUGGCCUGCACUUUUCCAGAUUAAUGAGGUAAAGGCAUGCUUUUUUUGCUGAGUGUUCUUGUCAGUAAUUCCUUAUGUUAUACAUUAAUUAAUCUGGGCCACUUGGAUUAAGACGAGUCCAAAUAUAGGCAUAAAGAGGCUGGCAUUUAUAGUUAUUGUGUCGUUAAAUGCUUGACCUGUGUACCAUACAGAGGAUUUAUGUGAGCAGCACUUAAAAUACAAGUUGUGUAUGAAAAACAUAAGUGACUUAAAGUGUAGAAACAUGAAUAAAAUUAAUUUU